Molecule: messenger RNA, 278 nt
Organism: Chrysemys picta bellii (western painted turtle)
Lineage: Eukaryota; Metazoa; Chordata; Testudines; Emydidae
Source: RefSeq, a predicted model, not a curated record
CCCCGAGUCCUCGACCUGGCGGGGCCAGAACAGGCGGACUCUGCGGGUCGGGAUCUUCCCGGCGUCGGUGGUGAGCCCGGAGGAAUCGCCCACUGCUGGGGUGCCCCGGAUCAGCCUCCCCGUCCGCAACAGCUUCCAGCACGUGGGGCACGGUGACCUGGACCCCAGCCGCAGCUGGGGAGCCCCUGACCGCAUCGAGGAGACGCAGGGGAAGCCCCGGGACCCAAAAGAGCCAGGCGGGAUCAAGCCGGGGAGCCAGCAGCUUCUCCGGCUGACGC